ACAUGAAAUAAUACAUCAAAAUUAGUUAAAAAUAAGAAUCGGAAGUAUUGUUAUUAUCUACAUAAAUGUAUUUUUUUUUUACAAGCUCCGUGUCUGUAACUGUCGGUUGCUGGCCGUCAAUCAAAUAAUUAGCGGGAACCGUUGUGCGACGCGAACACCGGUGAAAACCGACCGUUAGCGGCAACGUUACGUAACGUUAGCUUACAAAACCUUAAUAAAAAGUCGUACUCGUUGAGUUACAUUGUCGUUUUGGUGAACUAGUCUUUCAUCCGUUGCCAUCUUUGAUAUUUUAUCCUCUCACCACCGCAAUGGCCUGCAUGCAGCAAGUCACCACAUCCCAGUUUCCCAACCAGGUCGUCCCCGAGCAGCAGUCCCUGGUUGUCAUGAAGAAGCUUCUGGCCAUCGCCGUGUCCGGCAUCACAUACCUCCGGGGGAUUUUCCCAGACAAAGCCUACGGCAGUAAAUAUCUCGCAGGUCAGAAAGUGAUGAUCCUCAGAGAGGAGCGCAGCUGUCCCGGUGCCAGUCAGAUUGUCCAAUGGAUGACGGGAUGUUUUGAGGCAAUCCAGAAGAAUUAUCUGCGGACCGUCAUAAUGUCUAUCUACACUGACCCAGAUAACCCUCAGAAAGUGACUGAGUGUUACCAGUUUAGGAUCCAAUACACAGCCGAAGGAGCUCAGAUGGACUUUGAAAGCAACAACGACAACAAGGUGUCGUCGAUGCCAUGCAACGACACAAAGAAGGCCAGCAUCCUGCUGGUGAGGAAGCUCUACACGCUGAUGCAGAACCUGGGUCCUUUGCCAGACCACAUCUGCCUCAACAUGAAGCUGGAUUAUUACGAAAACGUCACCCCUCAGGACUACCAGCCGCCCGGCUUCAAGGAGGCCGACAGCGACACCCUGGAGUUUGGGAAAGAGAUGGUGGAGCUCACCAUGGGCCAGGUGGCCACUCCCUUCCACUCUCUGAAGGUGGACAUGUCCACAGAGAGACACCGGCUGGAGCAGGUGCAGGCUCAUGUGAUUGAAGACGUGGAGAAGUCCGACAGCGAGGACGGCAACUUGGACAACACUGGUAAAUCCGUGAUUCAGCUGAGCAUUCAUGAGAAGACGGAGAGCUGGGAGAAAGCCACAGAGAUGGACACCGAGGAGAAGAAGUCCCCCGGCGUGGACAAAACCAGGAGGACCAGGAGCGGGCGCAACAUCCAGUCCGUGAAGGUCUCUCAGUACGAAAUCCCCAGCAGCCAGGACACGCCGUCCACCUCCGAGGCGAGGAAGAGGCGCAAAUUCAGCGAGCCCAAAGAGCGCUUCUGACCCCCCCCCCCCUUCCACGCCGCGCUGAUGUACCCGUUUUACAUUGCAUGUUUUUUAAAAGUCUGUUUUGACGACGCCGUAAGUUACACAGCCGUUGGUCUUUUUAAAGGGAAUCUCGCUCCUUGUUGCUUUUUUUGUUGCAGUUGUUUGCUCUGUAGUUCAUUUGAAUAGAAGCCUAAUCUGAGACGGUGGUCUGGUUUUGGAGUCCGACGGCUGAUGAACAAACAUAUUCAUUAUUAGUUUGUUUUACUGUUCCUCAUUUACUAACCAGGACUUUUACAACAAAGGUCACUUAAAGGCUUAAAUUCGAGGGAGCUUGAUGUGUGUUUCUGCCAAUGAACACAAUGUCUGUGCAGCAGGUUGCUGCCGUCUCUGACUUGUCAUUGAUGAGUUUGGCAGUUAGUUUGGAGGAAAUGAUUAUACCUCUUUUACCCGGAAUUUGGAGAAUGAACGCUUGUUGUAAUGCACGCAUCGCCUUAUCUAAUAAAGAUAAAUAAAAAGAUAUAUGACAUUGGACAAUAUCAA
This is a messenger RNA of Gasterosteus aculeatus aculeatus (three-spined stickleback), 1832 nucleotides long. The record is from RefSeq and is a predicted model, not a curated record. Lineage: Eukaryota; Metazoa; Chordata; Actinopteri; Perciformes; Gasterosteidae.